This is a messenger RNA of Panicum virgatum (switchgrass), 765 nucleotides long. RefSeq lists its product as uncharacterized. NCBI's taxonomy places the organism in Eukaryota, Viridiplantae, Streptophyta, Magnoliopsida, Poales, Poaceae. The transcript is spliced from 4 exons. The record is from RefSeq and is a predicted model, not a curated record. Bases 22 to 522 code for a protein of 166 amino acids.
CUGUGGACCUUGCAAACGACAAUGGGAAUGCACCUGAAGAAUACCUGUGUUACUUGUGCAGAUAAAGUAGCAGAGGAAGUCAAUGCGUCUUCCACAAGAUUUAGAAAGGAUGCUUCUGACCACAGUGAUGUUAAAGCCCCCACUGCCGAACCAAAUAUAGAUAUCAACUCAGCUUCAGCUUUUCCAGAACCCAUACUGAAGGAUGCAGGUGCCCCAAUCCAGACCCGAAUGAAUGGGUCGAGCAAGAAAACAUCUGUGAAUGGUCUUUUGGAUCAAUCAAACACCAACUCUGGGUUAGAAUCUUCAGGAAAUGACAAUCCCAGCUGCACUAACUCGAGCAGUGCUGUGCUACCCACCAGUAAUGACUUAACUGAGCCUGCAGCCAGUGCUGUAGAUGUUGAUUCUGCUGAGAAUGGCACUGGAAUAAAUCCUGAAAAACCUGUUAAGGGAGCCUCGAGACAGAACGUUAGGCGAGGAGGACGAAAAAGGGUGGUGCGAGGCCCUAAAGGAAGAGGGAAGUAGAAGAAUUGCUAGACGAUAUUGUUGUACACUAAUAUUAUGCACUGCUUAAUUGCUUAGGUUGGUAGAGUGAGUUCUAACGCUGUCAUUGUCGUGUUGCAUUUUUUUUAACUGUGGCCUUCAUGUCCUGAUUUUUCUUUGGACAGUUUCGUGUCCUGGUUGCUUGAGCUGGCGAGUGGUAACUGUGUCUGAGAAAACAUUUUACCACGGACAUGAUUGAUGUGAACCCGAGACAGCAAAAAUGAG